AUGGCGCCUGUCAGCUUACUCGACUGCCCGGAUGAGCUUCUCGACAAUAUCGUCGAGCGCCUCCCGGGAAGUGCCAUCAAAGCUGUCCGCAAAAGCUGCAAGCGACUCAACCGAAUCGCUUCUCCAUACCUCUUCCCUGUCUUAUAUCUCUCCUGCCACCAGCUUGAUCUCGAUGUGUUUGAGACGGUUUCAGAGAACCCUCUUCUUAUCGGAGGUGUCCGCGAACUGGUCAUUGACGACACCACCGUCCCUCUUCCGGACACCAUACCCGACUGGCGCAGCUAUCAGAGAAUGGUCACCCUUCCCGAGGAUCCAGUGGAUCGGCGUUCUCAUCUUCAGCUGUACCCCGGUGACGCGCUCGAUCCUUAUGACAUGAGAGGCGAACCCUCGAAAGUAGUCCCUACCAGAGAGGGCUGGGAACUCUUCAGAUUGACCUCCAUGUGGCAUCAUGACAACCGCCUGGCUCACGCUGACGUCAAAGCCCUCAAGACAGCUCUUCCCCUGUUCAAGGAACUCGAGCGUCUUGUUGUCUCCAACCGCAAUGCGAACGACAGCUUUUCCAAGGGUGCCCAGAGCUGUGUUUCGGCAAGCCCCGUUGUGCAGAAGUGGAGGCGAUUUCAAGAGGAACACGGCGAGAUUGCUCCUCUUGCUCCGAGAUGCGAUUGGCAGGCCAGCGGGUUGGGUAUACGGGACAGGUCCCGAGUGAAUACCUUGGACUGGCUCAUGGAGCAUCUCGACGAUAUCAUGUCGAAUCUCUAUUACUUCACACUUGGGAGUGAAGACUUUUUCUCGGAAAUGAGCUUUGUCAAAACGGAAAAAUUCGAAAAGACCGAAUAUCAAUACGAGGCCCCCAGCUCCGAGCUCUUCGCUUUGGUCCGAGAGGCAAGAGUCAUGCAUCUUGCGCUAUUGGUCCUUGAAGAACCUAAGCUACAGUCCCAGCUCACCGAAUUUCGCGUCGACGCGUCUCACGAUACCCUGGUGAACUUUUGCCAGCCCGGCCUCCCAAUCACCUUAUUCGACAAGCAGUCCCCUUUCGUUGAGCGACUUGCGACUGGCUUCGCAUUGGCAAAGAACAUCACCAAGUUCCGCCUCGUUCUCAACGGUUGUGAGAACCACAGGUUUGCCGAGUGGAUCCUCAAAGAGGGCCGCGUAUCCCGCACACUUUCGUCUAUGCCUCAGUUAGAAGAUCUCUACCUUGAGCUUCACGGAUUGCCCGUCUUUUCGGCCCUCCCUGACAUGACCUUCCCACGACUGCGCUGUGUGCACUUCAGCUGCGGCCACUUACACCCAGACACACUUAUCGACUUCCUGGAGCGUCAGGGUAGCACAUUAAAGUCACUCAUCAUCGAGCAUUGCAGCCUCUAUCCGGAUGAUGGCUACGAUGGCCUCUGGCCUUAUGUGAUCGAAGAAUUGACCGAUUUUCACGAUAAAGGCAUCUUGAAGCUUGGGGAGGGAAUUAUCGACAAUGUAUUUGAAGCUUACCCAGUGCUUUCUAUGCUCUUGGCAUCAUCCAUGUCCACACUUGAUCUAUCUGUGAAAGUGAAGGGACCACAACGUUUGGGCUACGGACCAGGUGAAGCAGCAGACACCGUCCAAACCUCGGUGAUCCUGUUUACAUGCACCUCGUUCCUACCUCAGGCGCCCACAACAACUUCUCUCCUUCGCAUCCACAUCCGCUCUUCAAUCUCCCUCGCACACCAUCCAAAUCUCUCUCUACCCCCAAUCAUGGAGCCCUGCCAUCUCCUGAAGUUGCCCGACGAGAUACACGUCGCCGUGGCUGAGCUUCUUCCUCCAAACGCACUCAAAGCGGCGCGCGCAACUUGCCGAAAGCUCAACACCAUUGCUUCACCCUACCUCUACCCUGUCCUCUACCUAUCAUGCCACCAGCUCGACCUCGACGUGUUCCGACUUGUCGCAGGCAACCCGCUUCUCAUCAGCGGUGUCAAAGAACUUGUAAUCGACGAUACCACCUUGUCGCCUCGUCUCGCCGACUGGGAGGUUUACAAGACCGUGGCCUCCUACCCACACAUGUGGCCCGACAGGAAGAAGGCUUACUGCUGGCCAAACAAGUUCGACGAGGAAGGCCGUAUCUGGUCCGAUGAGCCAGACAAAGAAUUCCACGAUCUAUUCAAGUCUGUUCUCCAAGGCCACCACGAGAAUCGCCAAAGCCACGCCGACAUUGUUGCCCUCAAACAGGCCCUGCCUCUUUUCAAGUCACUGCAAAGCCUCGUGAUCAGCAACCGCACGGCCGAUGACGACUUUGACUUCGGAGCGCAGAGUGAAGAAUCGAGGAGCCCAGUUGUCAAGACGUGGAGGCGUCUUGCAGAAUCCAAGCGGGAGAGGCCUCCUUUUCCACCCAGGUGUGACUGGAUAGCACCGUGGCACGAGCCUGGUUUCAGAACCGAGGUGAUGCAGCUUGACUUUUUCAACGAUGAAUUGGACAAGGCCAUCAGAGAAUAUGGUCUCCCACCCCCCAACGGCGAGGAAAACGAACGUGAUUCGGAGAGUCAAAUCGUGAGAGGAAACCUUGAAAACAACAACAGGAACUGGCUCGAAGAGGAAAUAUUUUCCCGCGUUGUUGGGCGUGAGGCACGUGCCAUAUUCCUCGCCCUGGAAGUCCUCGGAUACCCAAGCAUACAUCUCACUGAGUUCAGAGUGGAUGCCUCUUCCCAGGUCGACGACACCUCAUCAUGGCAGCCUGGCCUCCCGGUUCUCCUCUUCGAUACCAACGAGUCGCCUUUCCCGCCAAAACUCGUUUCUUCUUUCUCCAGCUGCAACAUAACCAAGUUCCAUCUCGUUUUGAGCAACUAUUGGGAUGCAGGUACUGGUGAAUACAUAGGCGAGGACUCUCUAGCCCAGGGAAACGUCGCUCGGCUUCUUGCCUCUAUGCCACAAUUGAAAGACCUUCUUCUCGAGCCUCAUGGCAUGGCCAUUUUUUCCGCGGUUCCGGACGACGUCACGUUUCGCCAACUUGAGCACGUUGAGUUCAGCUGCGGUGAGAUAAACCCUCAGAAACUCGUCGGAUUCAUCCAGCGCCACGCGUCGACUAUCAAAUUUCUUACUAUCCAGCAUUGCUCCAUUGAUCUGGAUUUAUUCGAAGAUUCUUGGGAGGAAGUCAUGAUUGAAAUCCGCCUUAUUCAAGACGCAAAGGCUCUGGAUCUUUACGACGGGCUAGUGGCCGGUGUGUACGAUGGUGAGCCCUGUCAAGGGUGUGGACAGAACGGUACCCUCGGGAUUGACAGGGUAGGUUGGCUGAUUCGCCAUUGGGAGUUUGUGUUUUUUUCGUUUUGGAGACAGUACCAUGAGUAUCCGUGGGACUUGCAAAGUGAUGAGGAGGAGGAUGACAGCGAAGACGAUGUGGAGGACGGAAGCGAGGACGGCGAGGAUGAAUCAUCUGGCCAGUAA
Molecule: messenger RNA, 3405 nt
Organism: Fusarium tjaetaba
Lineage: Eukaryota; Fungi; Ascomycota; Sordariomycetes; Hypocreales; Nectriaceae
Exons: 7
Coding region: 1-3405 (1134 amino acids)
Molecular function (GO): protein binding
Source: RefSeq, a predicted model, not a curated record